Messenger RNA from Symbiodinium natans, 2109 nucleotides. The record is from the annotation of a GenBank genome assembly. Lineage: Eukaryota; Dinophyceae; Suessiales; Symbiodiniaceae.
AUGGAGCCGGCCGCCUUCGUGGCCGAUAUCCGCCAGAGACUGGGAGAAGCGGACAGCCCAACAGACACGGAUCGCCUUGGCUGGGUAGCAUCCGACCUGGCCGUCACGGCCCUUGCGGAGGCAGCCAAGGCCAGCCUCGCGGCAGCCACAGCCUACACUGAUGUCAAAGCUGGGCACCUUGGCACUGCUGACGCAUGCCGGGCCCAGAGAGUGCGGUUUGUGCCGCUCGUCGCUGAGACGAUUGGCGCAUGGGAGCGGACGGCCGCCAGGGCCCUCCUGCACGUGGCGCAGGCCGUUGCUUUUCGUGAAGGUGGGAAGUGGCAGCCGUGCAUGGCCAGCUAUUGCAACAUCUGUGCGCCCUCGCCCGACACAGGGUUUUGGCGGCCCUCCGCAGGAGUGUGCCGGGAGCUUGGAGCUCGGACGGGGCGAGCCCAUGGCCUCGCAAUGCAGCCCUGCAUCGUGCUAUGUUUUCUGCUGGAGGCACAGGACCUUUUCGCUUGCGGGACGGCUCCCGUGCCUCCGCUGCGGGUACUCGCGUUGCCGCAUUGCUUACGGUUCACGCCGGCUGAGUGGCAGACUCACGCAUGGGACCUUUUCGCAUGCGGGAGGGCUCAGGCGGACCGGAAAUCUCGCGCAGACAGAAACAGCCGUCACUCGUCCUCGCUCAUGCAGCCGUCGCUUUCUGAAGUCUCCACCUGCGCAGCCAGAUGCCCCUUGCGUGCUGUAGUUCCCUGGUCUUGUUUCCUGCAGGAGUGCGAGGCCGAGCCUUUUGCGCUAGCGCCUGUGCGUCUUCAAUCGGUGCAGACUCAGUACUCAGUGCAAGUAGCACAGCUCCUGCCCAGUCUGAAGCUCUGGCGGUCGCAAGUCCAAGGCGUCCGUCACUUCAGCGGAUCUCAAGUGUUCCAAAACGAAGAGCAGCUGCCGCCUUUCCAUUGGCCUUGCUGGCCUUGCUUUCACGACAUUGCAUCAUAUUGCAUCACCUCCUUUGCAAGGGCAGGACGAGCUCGGAAACUGAUGCACCACUGCCAUUUUCUCUCGCAGAUUCUCUGCACAAAGUGUCUUGCAGUCACGAACACGGCGCACGAUGUGCAGACAUCGCAGCUGUUGCCAGGUCACACUUGCGGCGAUCGGAAGUCCAAGCCCAUGUCCCUCUCGGUUGAACUCAAGUUCCCCUGUUCAAAGAGCCGUCACCUUUCCCACGCGGCUCAUGCCCACAAAUCCUUCGCUGGCAGUUUCAUGGAUGUUUCUGGAGCUUGGUGCGAGAGGCUUGCAAGGACAGGCAUGGCACACGAUGUGCAGCACACGAUGUGCAGUUGCCUUUGUCCAGGCCUGGUCGGAAGUCCAAGCCGUGGUGCGAUGCAGCCGUCUCUCCUCGCGCAGCUGACUCUGCAGUCGCUUCAGUCUCUAAGUUGUCCAUCACUUUCUGAGUUCUCAACCUGCGCAGUCGGAUGCCCUGUAUGCUUUGUUUCACCCCGUUCCUGUGGCAACUGUCCUGUUCGCCCUUUCUUGGUCCGGCCUGUCCGGCCUAUCCCAUCCGACAGGGGUCAGCAAGUGCAGCGUUGGAGCCUUCCGUGUUGUUGUGCGUUGACGGAAGCAGCGAUACCGGUGAUACCGGCGAUACCCCUGCGCGAAGGUGCAUGUAAAAGGAAUGCCCAGAAUGUUUUUGUUGCUUUCUUCUCGGGUGGAGCGCGGCGAGCGCCGGGCCCAGAGGUGUAUGCGACAUAUGCGGCCUUGGCCGAUUUCAUGUUCCCCACAGCCAGCUUUAGCGCUUCCAGCGGCUCUAGCGCUGGGAGUUUCCAGAUGAUUUUGGGCGGGCACUCGCUCGGCGUGAAUGUGGCCCGGGCAGUGGCAGGGCGUGUGGAGCGCACGGGCAUUGACGUGGUCGCCAUCGUGGCCUUGGACCCACGUAGCUCGGUUUCUUGCUUCCGCCUACAGGCUCUGCAGCUGACAUGUGAUGCAGAAUAUGUGCCCUUUCUGAAGCUGCCGCAGCGGAGUUUUCUGCAAAAGUUCGAGAUGGCCAGAGAAAUGGCCGUUGAGACCUCGAGGAUUCUGUCAGACACCAACCAUUACGCCCUGCCCGGCUCGCACUUCUGGGACAUCACCUCUUGA